GAUCAUUAUUAUAAUUAUGUCAUCAUUAUCAUGGUCUACGGCUAAUUUUGUAAAUUGUAAUGUCCAUUCUGUUGAAUCUCAAUCAUCAUCAUCUUAUCAAUUUUCUUAUUCAUCAUCUUCACCAUUACCAUUGCCAUCACCAACAAAAUCAACAACAACAAGUAAAAGAUCCACAAUUCUUGAAACUAAACAAAUUGAUCAAAGGAUAUUUGUUGAUAAAAAUAUCGAUAUCGAUGAUGAUAUCGAUGGUGUUCGUGAUAAUGUUGCCUUAUCUUCAUCUUCAUCUUCUUGUAUUCCACCAUCAUCAUCAUCAUCUUAUCGACCAAAAAAACGACAAUAUAAACGAUCUCUUUAUUGGAGAAAUUCUGAUGAUGAUUCUGAACAAUUAUCAUCAUCCUCGUCGUCAUAUGAUUCAACGAUUUAUGAAAAACAUGAACCACCAACAUUUGCCUUAAAAUUACGAAAUAAAUUUCAAUCAUCAUCAUCAUCAUCAACAAUGAUGAUAACAACGACAACAACAGCCGCAACAACAACAACUAAAACACCGAUAACGACAAAUAGUGAUUUCAAUUUUUUUCAUUAUCAAUCAUUAAAUGAUGAUCAAUUUAUGUUGGCUGAUAGUCCCCAAAUGGAUCCAAUAGAUCCAGUUGAUAAUGACGAUGAUGAUGAUGUUGAUGAUGAUAAUGAUUUUUAUCCAUCAUCAUCAUCAUCAUCAUCUAAAAAACAACGUACACGUAUAACAAGACAUCGGCAUAAAAAUUCGGAAAAAGAUUUUGAAAUAAUUGGUACAUUAACCGGUGUUGCUGGUGGAAAAAUUGCCUUACCAUGUAAUAUAUCAACAUCAACGCCCAAAGAUUCAGUUUCAUUAAUACUUUGGUAUAAAGAUGAAUCAACUACACCUAUUUACAGUGUGGACGCACGUAAAGGUGUUAGCCUUGAAGCAGCAAGACGUGUUACAGAUGAAAAUCUUGCAUCCAGAGCCUAUAUGAAUACUGGUACAAAUACUGGACAAACAUCAUCAUCAUCAUCACCAUAUGCACAUUUAAUGUUAGAAUUAUUAACACCGGAUGAUGCCGGUGAAUAUGCAUGUCGUGUUGAUUUUCGUAAAGAACGUACACGUAAUUCGGUGAUAUUUUUAAAAAUAAUUGUGCCACCUGAAAAGCCUCAAAUAAUCGAUACAAAUGGUGAAUCAUUGCCAUCAUUAAUUGGUCCAUAUACUGAAGGUGAUCAUUUAACAUUAAUUUGUGAAGUUGAAGGUGGAAAACCACAACCAUCAUUAACAUGGUGGCGUGAAUCAGUAUUAUUAGAUGAUACAUAUGAACAAAUUACAACAACAAAUAAUAAUCAAUUAAUACGUAAUCAAUUGAUUAUACAAUCAUUACGAAGACAAGAUUUAAUGGCUGUAUUUACUUGUCAAGCAUCAAAUAAUAAUAUAUCAUUACCAUCAACUGCAACUGUAACUGUUGAUCUAAAUUUUCGUCCAUUAACUGUAAAAAUUAUUGGCGAAAGAAAACAAUCAUUAUCAGCGGAAAAAAUUUCAAUAAUUACAUGUGAAUCAAGUGGAUCAAGGCCACCAGCAACUAUUACAUGGUGGAUUGGUGGUACAACUCGAUUACGAAAUGCUCAAGAACAAAUAUCAGCUGAUGGUAAUAAAACAACUAGCCGUUUAUCAUUAACCGUUACUAUUGAUGAUAUUGGUAAAGAAAUUACAUGUCGUGCUGAAAAUCCACAUAUACAAUCAUCAGCUAUUGAAGAUUUAAUUCAAUUGGAAAUUAAUUAUGCACCACAAGUGACAUUAAAAUUAGGAAGUAAUCUUCGUCAUUCACAUAUACAGGAAGGAAAUGAUGUUUAUUUUGAAUGUGUUAUACGUGCAUCACCAUGGUCAUAUGAAGUACGAUGGCAUUUUGAAGGUCGUGAACUACAAACAAAUACAAGUGCCGGUAUUAUUGUUAGUAAUCAAUCAUUAGUAUUACAAAAAGUACGUCGUCAACAACGUGGUAAAUAUACUUGUUCGGCAACAAAUUCUGAAGGUGAUGGUGAAAGUAAUGCUGUACAUCUUCGUAUACAAUUUUCACCAAUCUGUAAAGCUGGUCAAAAAAUUAUCUAUGGUGCUGCUCGACAUGAAACUGUUAAUAUUGUUUGUGAAUUAGAAUCAGAUCCCAGUGAAGUAGAAUUUUUUUGGUCAUAUAAUGGUACUGGUUCGGAACCAAGACGUGAAACAGCAACACUUAAAUAUGAAUCAACUGGACCACAAUCAAGUUUAGGUCGUUAUACACCACAUACUGAAUUCGAUUAUGGUACAAUUUAUUGUUGGGGUCGUAAUUCGGUUGGUAUUCAAUCAAAACCAUGUGCAUAUUCAAUUGUUGCUGCUGGUUCACCGGAUCCUGUUCGAAAUUGUUCAGUAUUCAAUGUUACUGAAGAUUCAAUGCGUGUUGAUUGUGAUGAAGGUUAUGAUGGUGGUUUAAUACAACAUUUUCUAUUAGAAAUUUAUGAUACAACUGAAAGAAAUUCAGCAUUACGUGCCAAUGUUACUGCUUCAACACCACAAUUUUAUUUAAAUAAUUUACAAUCAGCACAUACUUAUUUAUUUGUGAUAUAUGCAGCAAAUGCAAAAGGUCGUAGUAAAGGUAUUGCAUUAACAGCAUUUACAUUGGCUAUGCCUGAAUCAAUGAAUCGUCUUGCAAAAGGAAAUGUUUGGCAGCUCAAUUUUAAUCCAGUACUAGUCGUAUUGAUUGCUGUUGUAACCGGUAUUGUUUUGAUUGCAUUUUUCAUUGUUUUAAUCGUUAGAUGGAAAACAAUGAAACCACCACCAAAUGUUUCCGGUUCAAAUGGUACAUCACCAACAUCAUCAAAUGCUAAUCAUCGAUAUCAUCGUG
Messenger RNA from Dermatophagoides pteronyssinus (European house dust mite), 2876 nucleotides. RefSeq lists its product as uncharacterized. Lineage: Eukaryota; Metazoa; Arthropoda; Arachnida; Sarcoptiformes; Pyroglyphidae. Gene Ontology annotation, molecular function: protein binding. The record is from RefSeq and is a predicted model, not a curated record.